UUGAACGGCAUUUCACCAAGCACCAAGGCAAAGCAAGGCAAGGCAAAGUUCAACUCGUUCGUCCGUUGCGAUAUGUUGCCAGCCGGCCCAGAGGUCGAUCCAUCCGACGGCCGCGGUCCAGACGAGCAAAUUUCAAGCGCCCUGUCCCCCCUAUUCCACAUUCUCGACAGCUUCCAUCACCGCAACAAAAAUCAGCAUCGCGUCGCUCACUGGUGGUCCCAGUUCGGCAUCCUACGCCGCGCCGUGACGAGGCUUCACGACGCCUUCGUUGCCCGCCUCCGCACCACCCAGGCCCUGAGUUUCAAGAAGCAGAGACAGAAGCCGUCCAAAGCCAGACAGACACUUGAUGAGGACAUUGCCGUCAGGGUGAAAACCCUCGUCGAUGCAACAAUUCCGUCGUCUUUCUUAACCUUCACACAAUUGACUGCAGACAACCAACAUGCCGCCCUUGGCUUGGUUCUCUUAGGCGUCCUGGCCAGCAUAAACUCUGCAAUCGCCCCCUUGGUGGCUCAUCAGGAUGAGCCUGGCCAAACCGCGCCUUCAACGUCUGUCCCGUUGGCUGGGUCGGCGAACGAAACCAAGAGGGAUGCCCGCCCUGUGGAUCUCGGUGUGGCCGUGCCCCGAGAUCAGCUCCGUCUGGCUAUCAACGCCGGAUCUCGGCCGGAACCACAAGCCAAGGACACCAAAAAGCCGAAGAAGCGCAAGGUGACUACUCUCGUCGACGAUGUGCCGACCACCAAAGACAACGGAAAGACAGAAAAGAAGCCCAAGAAAAAGUCGAAAAAGGGCGAUGAAUUUUCAGACCUGUUCAGCUCACUCAUGUAG
Molecule: messenger RNA, 825 nt
Organism: Colletotrichum karsti
Lineage: Eukaryota; Fungi; Ascomycota; Sordariomycetes; Glomerellales; Glomerellaceae
Exons: 2
Biological process (GO): nuclear-transcribed mRNA catabolic process, RNase MRP-dependent; maturation of 5.8S rRNA from tricistronic rRNA transcript (SSU-rRNA, 5.8S rRNA, LSU-rRNA)
Cellular component (GO): ribonuclease MRP complex
Molecular function (GO): rRNA primary transcript binding
Source: RefSeq, a predicted model, not a curated record